Messenger RNA from Capsella rubella, 621 nucleotides. RefSeq lists its product as uncharacterized. The record is from RefSeq and is a predicted model, not a curated record. Lineage: Eukaryota; Viridiplantae; Streptophyta; Magnoliopsida; Brassicales; Brassicaceae. The coding region runs from base 1 to 621 and encodes 206 amino acids. The transcript has 4 exons.
AUGAAUAGAAUGCAUGUUUUGAAAUCAAGAAGAACGGAAAAGGGUAACCAAGAAACUUUGCUACUACCUGGGUUACAAGAAGAUUUUGUAUGUUUUAUUGCUGCUGAUUCAGAGUCAAAUAGAGGAAGCGAAAAUGAUAUGUCUACUGACGAGUCUGAUACCGAACAUGGUGAUGAUAGUACAACGUCUAAUGUAAUCGGCGGAUUUACGGCUGUUAGAGCUGGGUUACAAGAGAACGGAGGCAAGGCUAACCAUUCUGUUAAUGAUGGUGCUGGACCCUAUCUGUUUCAAAUGUGUGGAGAAAAUUAUCACCGUAUUGGUGAUAUUUUGCCAGAACCGGGAAAAACACCUAUGUUCUUACAGCUAUAUAUUCAUGAUAUACAAAAUGAGGUUUCUAAUAGAAUAAAUGCAUACGGGAGAUCUGCAUCGAUAGAAAAUUUGAGGCCCUCGACUGUAGAGCUAAUCAAGAAGAUGCUUGAUAAUCAUAAUCCGCACGUCCGGGCUUUUAGGUCGGCAAGAGAGAGGUUCAAUAUGGAUUACGGUGUGGAAGAUUUAAAAUUACGUUUGCCUUCGGAUAGAGCUUCUGAUGCGAGGACUCAUAAUCUACCUACUUGCAAUUAG